Molecule: messenger RNA, 124 nt
Organism: Racocetra persica
Lineage: Eukaryota; Fungi; Glomeromycota; Glomeromycetes; Diversisporales; Gigasporaceae
Source: the annotation of a GenBank genome assembly
UCUUCUUGCUAGAACUGCUACAUGUAUAUCUAUAGCUACUACAAGUUAUUCUGAAAGAUCAACUGAAAUUAUUAAUGAAUCCACUUCAAGAAAUAAUAUUUCACAACAAGGUGAUAGUAUUCAA